Molecule: messenger RNA, 819 nt
Organism: Aureobasidium pullulans EXF-150
Lineage: Eukaryota; Fungi; Ascomycota; Dothideomycetes; Dothideales; Saccotheciaceae
Exons: 3
Source: RefSeq, a predicted model, not a curated record
AUGGUAUCACAAGACGACAAUGCCUGGACGAUACUUGCAAUUACAGGAUCCUGGUGCUUCCUUGCGCUCAUAGUGGUGGUGAUGAGAGUAUACACACGACUAGUCAUGGUCAGAUAUCUGGGCUGGGACGACAUUGCUGCAGUAGUGACUAUGGUCUUUGGUGUUGUGGUUUGGGGCUGCUUCAUCGGCGAGGCAAAUUGGGCAUUAGGAAAGCACGUGUCAGCGAUCACACCGGAUAUGCUACACCACUACAGCCGAUGGCAGUUUGCACAUGGUAUGCUCAUGGUCUGGGCAUUGCACGGAAUGAAGAUUGCAUUCGCGAUCUUCUUGCUCAGACUCAGCAAUGGCAAGAUUUUCCGAAGGACACUGUUCGUCUCGAUAGUCUUCAUGACUGUUUACACGACUGUCUCGUGGCUCACAAUCCUUCUUGGCUGUGCCCCGAUCUCUGCAAAUUGGAAUGGAAGAAACGGGAAAUGCAUCCCAUUAAACGCAUUCAAGGGCUUGGGCAUAACCUACAGCAUUCUAGGCAUGCUCACAGAUGCAACUUUGGCAUUGAUUCCUGUCCCUGUUAUCUCAAGCAUGCAGCUUAACUUGCGCACGAAAGUGUGCUUGCUUCUCGCCUUUGGCAUGGGACUCGCCACGGUUGCAUGUGGCGCAGUCAAGACAUACCACCUUUACUAUUACUUUGAAGACCCCGACCGUCUUUACUACAACAGCUACUUCGUGUGGGGUGCUCUUGAGCUUUACGUCGGCAUCAUCGCUGCAUGCUUGGUCAGCUUGAAGCCCCUCAUUGCCUCCCUCCUCGACAAAGCAAAGUCG